Molecule: messenger RNA, 1017 nt
Organism: Acanthaster planci (crown-of-thorns starfish)
Lineage: Eukaryota; Metazoa; Echinodermata; Asteroidea; Valvatida; Acanthasteridae
Product: hematopoietic prostaglandin D synthase-like
Biological process (GO): glutathione metabolic process
Molecular function (GO): glutathione transferase activity
Source: RefSeq, a predicted model, not a curated record
UAUAUACGCUGGAUGACUGUAGACGUAGCCGUAGCUCUGAAAAAAAAAACCGUUUCGGACACUAGCACGACCUGCACGUAGUACAUACGUAUCGAUACAUGUAGUUUGUACAAGUUGUAAUACCGGCCCUGUCGUGUACGCUGAGCGUUGUUGGAAAUCGUCGGGAACUUUUGACGGUUUGUGCUUUCUUUUUGAACGAAGUUCCGGGACCGCUGAGUGAUUCCGUUUCAUUGUCUGCGAAAGGGUCGGCUGAAACUGAAAGUAUGCCGACGUACAAACUGACAUACUUCAAUGCGAGAGGUUUGGCCGAAUUGGCGCGGCUGAUGUUCGCAGAGAAAGGAGUCGAGUAUGAAGACGUUCGCAUUGAACGAGAUGAGUGGGCGGAUUUAAAACAAACUACACCUCUUGGUCAGCUGCCAAUGCUUCAGGUGGAUGAUCUGUGUAUCCCACAGAGUAAAGCCUUCAGCCGCUACCUGGCUCGGGAGUUUGAUUUCUAUGGCUCCACAAACUAUGAGGCAGCAUGCAUUGAUGUUGUGACUGAAACCAUUGAUGACCUGUUGCAGGGACUGAGGCGGUUCUUGGUGGAACCAGACGAGGCACUCAAGGCCAAGAAAAAGGAUGAAUAUUACUCUGAAGAGGGCCAGGGGCCGGCUGGUUUGAAGCGCCUUGGAAAGCUUCUUGGAGAUCAGGAAUACUUUGUCGGAAACAAGAUGUCCUUGGCUGAUUUCUGCAUGUUGAUUGCUGGUGACUGGUACCUGAAAAGCAAUGAUAAGGGCAUGGACAACUUCCCAGCGCUAGCUGCUCACCGCAACCGGGUCAUGGAACGACCGAACAUUGCCAAGUGGAUAGAGACUCGCCCCAAGACAGAAUUUUAAAGAGGUGCCAGUUUCAAAAGCUCAGCAAGAUUUUGAAUGUCAGAACCAAAGAUCGUAUAGCACCGAAGGCGCAAGAUGGAUAACUCUACCCAAAAGAUGUAAUUACCAUGGGCGCCAUUUGAGCAAGCGAUACACCUGCGCA